GGAGUUGAAACCUGAAAGGUAGUCCACUUUCGCAGCACCUGCACGGCGCUGUUGCGAAUCACAAUCUCGUGCCUUUUUACUGCUCACUCCUCUCAAAACCUUGUCCCAUCUCGCAAGCUUUCCUCCCGUUCCCCCUCCUUGGCCUUUCCGGUCUCUGCACUGCAGCCUCCUGCAGUGCUGCCUGCUCCUCGGGCGCAGCGUCCAGCUGCUGCUGCGUGCUCUCUCUCUCUCUCUCUCUCUCUCUCUCUCUCUGGCUUGCAGCGCUCUCGCCCGGACUCGACCUUCCUGUGAUCCUGUCACCCAUCCGCCCGUCCAUCCUAUCCCACCUAUAUAUGCCAGCUUGCUCUGCCUCCCAGGGCGAGUGUGUAAGCUCUACUGCUCGAGUGCUCUGUGCUCCGUCUCAGCGUUUCGGAGCUGCUGCUGCUGCGACUUGACUGUUGGAGCACAGCAGCGUGCACGGGGUGACUGGGUAGAUAGGAGGAGACAGACGAAGGGCGAGACCGAGGGGAGAUGGCUUGGAAUGGCCGCUUCGGCGACGAGGAGGGGAGGGGCCUGGAGCUCAGCCUCGGCCUCCCGGGCUACUUCUCCAGGUCGCCAACCCAGGCUGCAGCUUUGGAGGAGAAGGGGAGCGCUGGCUCUGCUGCCGCUGCUGCUCGAGCAAUGGGAAGCAAUGGCUUCAAGGCGAGGCCGGCGGCAGCUGCUCCGGUCGUCGGAUGGCCCCCGGUGCGCGCAUUCCGGCGGAACCUCGCGUCGUCGUCCUCCAAGCCGCCGUCCCACGAGCCAUCAAGCCAGAGGGGCAGUGAUCCCCCAGGCGCCGGCAAGGCCGUUGAGGCCGGCAAGAAGGGGCUGUUCGUCAAGAUCAACAUGGACGGCGUCCCCAUCGGCCGGAAGGUCGACCUAGGGGCGCACGCCGGCUACGACACGCUCUCCGCAGCCGUCGACCACCUCUUCCGCGGCCUCCUCGCCGCUCAAGCAUCAGGAGAGGAGCAGGAGGUGAUCACCGGGGUCUUGAACGGCAGCGGCGAGUACACGCUGGUCUACGAGGACGAGGAGGGCGACCAGAUGCUAGUCGGAGACGUGCCAUGGGAGAUGUUCAUCAGCACGGCGAGGCGUCUGCGCGUGAUGAGCAGCUCCGAUCUGAACCCGUCGUCGCUAAGGGCAGUGAGCAGGAAGAGAGCUGCAGCCGAGUGCUGAGCUGGUGGCUCUGGAGUCUGAACAUGCUGCGUCUUUUCCGCUAGUCAUCUGUGUAAAUCUUCAAGCAGUUUCUUCUAUCGUAGUAUUUUGCUUAUCAUGCUAGGGAAGCAAGAACCAAGAGUUGAUCGGUGCUGUUAGAAUCUGUAAUGCUAGGAGCUGUGUCAGAACUUUUUUUGAAAGGAAGUUUGGCUGUGCUCUCAAGGGUAGUGUGUCUGUUCAUCAUCUUGUCUGAAACUUUUGUAGCGAGUCUUGGUGCUGCAGACAUGAGGUCUGAGCUCGCCAAUGCCCAUGCACGCGCAGUGAUAUUGCUUGCUUGUCUUCUGUUGAAUGCUAAAGCAUCCACAGUGGCCUUUUGGCAUGAGUCGACUCAUGCAGUCCACGCAAGCCAUUAUUUUCUCUC
Messenger RNA from Panicum hallii, 1594 nucleotides. RefSeq names its product auxin-responsive protein IAA16-like. Gene Ontology annotation, biological process: regulation of DNA-templated transcription. Gene Ontology annotation, molecular function: protein binding. The transcript has 6 exons. Bases 511 to 1194 code for a protein of 227 amino acids. Lineage: Eukaryota; Viridiplantae; Streptophyta; Magnoliopsida; Poales; Poaceae. The record is from RefSeq and is a predicted model, not a curated record. Gene Ontology annotation, cellular component: nucleus.